Messenger RNA from Cooperia oncophora, 834 nucleotides. Lineage: Eukaryota; Metazoa; Nematoda; Chromadorea; Rhabditida; Trichostrongylidae. The record is from the annotation of a GenBank genome assembly.
AUGAAUCACUCCAGGGGCACGCUAUCCUUGUGGAAGAGAUAUGGUCCAUCGGAGACAACUGUUCGAGGUAUAGUCAUCGGAGGGAUCACUGGAGGUAUUGAGGUCUGCAUCACGUUUCCCACUGAAUAUGUGAAAACGCAAUUGCAGCUCGAUGAAAGGUCCGCAAAACCGAAAUUCAAGGGCCCAAUUGAUUGCCUCAAGCAGACGGUAAGGAAUCAUGGAUUUUUCGGUCUAUAUCGAGGGUUGUCGGUCUUGAUUUACGGUUCGAUCCCGAAAUCCGCGUUCAGAUUCGGAACAUUCGAGUUUCUGAAAAGCAAGGCUGUGGAUGAAAAAGGAAACCUUCCUCCAAUGAUGCGGCUUCUUUGCGGUCUCGGUGCAGGUCUCUCGGAAGCUGUUUUUGCUGUCACACCUAUGGAAACUAUCAAAGUGAAGUUUAUCCAUGAUCAAGGCCUUCCAAAUCCACGGUUCAAAGGUUUCAUUCAUGGAGUCGGUUGCAUUGUCAAGAGUGAGGGAAUCGGGGGUGUUUACAAAGGCCUGGCAGCUACAAUGGCCAAACAAGGUUCGAAUCAAGCCAUCCGAUUCUUUGUGAAGGAAACUUUGAAGGAUUGGUACCGCGGUGGAGAUAGCUCGAAGACAGUUCCCAAACCAGUUGUCGGUCUCAUGGGAGCGGUGGCAGGUCUUUGCUCUGUGUACGGAAAUACCCCUAUUGACGUUGUUAAAACAAGAAUGCAAGGACUGGAUGCUAAGAAAUACAAGAAUUCAAUCGAUUGUGCUGUCCAAAUAUGGAAGAAAGAGGGCUUCUUCGCCUUCUACAAAGGCACUGUUCCCGCCUGA